Owenia fusiformis is the source of this 953-nucleotide messenger RNA. Lineage: Eukaryota; Metazoa; Annelida; Polychaeta; Sabellida; Oweniidae. The record is from the annotation of a GenBank genome assembly.
CAUAGAAAUAGUGAAAUGAAUUGAAUACUGCAAGAAUGAGCCUGAAAACUACAAUACAGAACAUGGUAAAUGUGAAUGUUUCCAAGAGGAAUUAACACUUAUUACAAGACAAUGGAGAAUAAAUUCCUCAUAAAACUGAUGUUCAUUGGGGACUCAACAGUUGGGAAAACAUCUUUGAUAUUUCGCUAUGUCCAUGGCAUCUUCAAUGAAAUGUACCUGGCCACAAUAGGGAUAGACUUCAAAAAACGGACAAUAGAACUCCAGGGAAAGAACCUUACAAUACAACUUUGGGAUACAGGUGGCCAAGAGAGAUUCCACUCCAUUACACAAAGCUACUACCGUUCAGCUAUGGGGAUAUUUCUAGUUUAUGAUGUCACAAAUCCAAAUUCAUUUUGUAAUGUGGAAAAAUGGAUGAAAAACAUUGAACAAAGUGCCAAAGAAGAUGUUGUGAUAUUUUUACUGGGUAACAAAGCCGACUGUAUUGAGACGCGACGGGUGAUUAAAGAUGUAGGCAAAGCUAAAGCAGCAGAACUUAAUUUAGAUUUUCUAGAGACAAGUGCAAAGACUGAUAAAAAUGUGAAAAAGGCAUUUGAGGAGAUGACAAAGAAGGUAAUGGCAAAAAUACCAGAAUGGGUGGAGGAAACAGUAAAACUAAAUGAAAAGGAAUCUAAAGAGAGCAAAUGCCCAUGUUGACUUACCUUAUAAAACAUGCAAUACAAAUAGCAAGUUUCUGCAUCUUAAUCAGUUAAUGUAAAUACUGAAAACAUAAAUAAUUGAUCUUAUAAGAGUUACUCUUAGCAUGAAGGCCCGUAGCCAGGAUUUGCCAAGGGGGUUCAGUUUUCAAAAAUUUCCAGGGGGUUCACAUUUGAUAGUUUUGGCCCAAAUAUGGCUAAAAUCACUUGAGAAGUGCUAAAAUGGUGAAAAACUGCAUGAUUUUGAAAAAAUUUUUGGCC